AUGUCGGCGUGCAAAUCCAAGUUCCUACUAUGGCGACGAGUGAAACGCAAGCAAAGAGUGGACACAGUAAUCAGACAAAAGGCAGCGGCUCUAGGGGUUUCGCCUGCUGAUCAGGAGACUGUUAGCAGCCAAAUUGUUCUUUCAUCUACAACAUAUAAGCCAAUGGAAUGCAGCACUGUGUUCGUGAACCCAGAGAUAUCGAAUGCAGUCAUAGCAGAGUGGGAAUACUACAAAAUGGCAGCAGGUGUUCCAUCGAGUACAACAACUUAUGCAAAGUGGAGAUUAUAG
This is a messenger RNA of Cooperia oncophora, 288 nucleotides long. Lineage: Eukaryota; Metazoa; Nematoda; Chromadorea; Rhabditida; Trichostrongylidae. The record is from the annotation of a GenBank genome assembly.